GCAGGCGCGCGGCCGCGGCGGCGGUUGGGGUGGGUUCUUCCGGAAGGUUCGGGAGGCUUCUGGAAAAGGCGCCGCGCGCUGGGCGGGCCCGCCUCUAUAUAAGGGAGGCGCGGGGGCGGCGCGGCAGUUGCUUCUGCGUCCCGGUGCUGCGACGUUGCGGAGCCUGUGAGGUCCUUCAGCCGAGAUGCCUGAGGAAACCCAGACCCAAGACCAGCCGAUGGAGGAGGAGGAGGUGGAGACGUUCGCCUUCCAGGCGGAAAUCGCCCAGUUGAUGUCGCUGAUCAUCAACACGUUCUACUCGAAUAAAGAGAUUUUUCUGCGGGAGCUUAUUUCGAACUCAUCCGAUGCUCUGGACAAGAUCAGGUAUGAGAGCUUGACGGAUCCCAGUAAACUAGACUCUGGCAAAGAGCUGCAUAUUAACCUCAUUCCGAACAAGCAAGAUCGAACCCUCACUAUUGUGGAUACCGGGAUUGGAAUGACCAAGGCCGAUUUGAUCAAUAACCUUGGUACCAUCGCCAAGUCCGGGACUAAGGCGUUUAUGGAGGCUUUGCAGGCUGGUGCAGAUAUUUCUAUGAUUGGCCAGUUUGGUGUCGGGUUUUAUUCGGCCUAUUUGGUGGCUGAGAAAGUGACCGUUAUCACCAAACAUAACGACGAUGAGCAGUAUGCCUGGGAGUCUUCUGCAGGAGGGUCCUUCACAGUUAGAACUGACACAGGAGAACCUAUGGGUCGGGGAACAAAGGUUAUUCUGCAUCUGAAAGAAGACCAAACUGAGUACUUGGAGGAGCGGAGAAUAAAGGAGAUUGUGAAGAAGCACUCUCAGUUUAUUGGCUAUCCCAUCACUCUUUUUGUGGAGAAGGAACGAGAUAAAGAAGUCAGUGAUGAUGAGGCGGAAGAAAAGGAAGACAAAGAGGAAGAGAAGGAAAAAGAAGAAAAGGAGUCUGAUGACAAACCCGAGAUAGAAGACGUUGGCUCUGAUGAAGAGGAGGAAGAGAAGAAGGAUGGGGACAAGAAGAAGAAGAAGAAGAUCAAGGAGAAGUAUAUCGAUCAAGAAGAGCUGAACAAGACGAAGCCCAUUUGGACCAGAAACCCGGAUGACAUCACCAACGAAGAGUAUGGCGAGUUCUACAAGAGCUUGACCAAUGACUGGGAAGAUCACUUGGCAGUGAAGCAUUUUUCAGUUGAAGGACAGUUGGAAUUCAGAGCCCUUCUUUUUGUCCCAAGACGUGCUCCCUUUGACCUAUUUGAAAACAGAAAGAAAAAGAACAACAUCAAGCUGUAUGUUCGCAGAGUUUUCAUCAUGGAUAACUGUGAGGAGCUAAUCCCUGAAUAUCUAAAUUUCAUUAGGGGUGUGGUGGAUUCUGAGGAUCUCCCUCUAAACAUUUCCCGUGAGAUGUUGCAACAAAGCAAAAUUUUGAAAGUUAUCAGAAAGAAUUUGGUCAAAAAAUGCUUAGAACUCUUCACUGAACUGGCAGAAGAUAAAGAGAACUACAAGAAGUUCUAUGAGCAGUUCUCUAAAAAUAUUAAGCUUGGAAUCCAUGAAGAUUCUCAAAACCGGAAGAAGCUUUCAGAGCUGUUGAGGUACUACACUUCUGCUUCUGGUGAUGAGAUGGUUUCUCUCAAGGACUAUUGCACAAGAAUGAAGGAAAACCAGAAACACAUCUAUUAUAUUACAGGUGAGACCAAGGACCAGGUGGCUAACUCAGCCUUUGUGGAACGUCUUCGGAAGCAUGGCUUGGAAGUGAUCUACAUGAUAGAGCCUAUUGAUGAGUACUGUGUGCAACAGCUGAAGGAGUUUGAGGGAAAGACCUUAGUGUCAGUCACCAAAGAGGGCCUGGAACUUCCAGAAGACGAAGAAGAGAAAAAGAAACAGGAGGAGAAAAAGACAAAGUUUGAAAAUCUCUGCAAAAUCAUGAAGGACAUCUUGGAGAAGAAAGUUGAAAAGGUGGUUGUGUCAAACCGGUUGGUGACAUCCCCAUGCUGCAUCGUCACAAGUACAUAUGGUUGGACAGCCAACAUGGAAAGAAUCAUGAAGGCUCAGGCCCUGAGAGACAACUCAACGAUGGGUUACAUGGCAGCGAAGAAGCACCUGGAGAUAAACCCCGACCAUUCUAUCAUCGAGACCUUGAGGCAGAAGGCAGAGGCUGACAAGAAUGACAAGUCUGUGAAAGAUCUGGUCAUCCUACUGUACGAGACAGCUCUCCUGUCUUCUGGCUUCAGUCUGGAGGAUCCCCAGACACACGCCAACAGGAUCUACAGGAUGAUCAAGCUUGGUCUUGGUAUUGAUGAGGAUGACCCCACUGCUGACGACAGCAGUGCUGCUGUAACUGAGGAGAUGCCACCCCUUGAAGGAGAUGACGACACGUCCCGCAUGGAAGAAGUCGACUAAGCUCUGCCUGAGGACUACGUGGCUACGUGUUCAACACUCUGUCUCCAUUCCCUCUGAUAAUAUGUUUUCAAGUAUUUUAUUUUUGUUAACAUUUAAAAAUCUGUAUGGCAUGACAACUACUUAAGGGGAGGAUAAGAUUUCUUUCUACUAAGUGUGAUACUGUGAUCCUUUAGGCCCUAAAGCAGAGCUAGUUUUUCUUUUCUAGUUUCAUGUUGGCUUAUUUUAACAGAUGGGAGAAGUGUUGUUGUAAGGUGUAUGUAACCUAUGUUAACUUCGUGUUCUGAAGUGUUUAGCUAUGAAGUGGAUUCUUUAGUAGACCAAAUCUUCUGUCACUGAAGUGUUCUGAAGUAUAUACCUUGAUGUUUAAAAGAAAAAUACUUGUGAAAGCAACUUUCAUCUUCUGGGAUUUACUUUUUAAACCUUCCUUCUCCUGUAGUUACCGGCUGCAUGUUCCAGGCCUCUAGAAAUUAGUAUGUUAAGGCGAACCAACUUGGUGGGAGUCACUGUCCAUACGUAGGACUUGUUUUCCAAAGAAAAGUAUUGUUUAGAGUAGCAAAUUUAUAAGCCUGCCUAGGCAUGUUGUGAAGCUGUUUGAAAAGUAACUCGAAGCAAGUUUUGUGAAUGGAAACGUAGUGUUCAAGUCACAUUCUGCUUUCAAAGUUGUAACAAAUACAGGUUAAUUUAAAAAGUUA
Hippopotamus amphibius kiboko is the source of this 3078-nucleotide messenger RNA. RefSeq names its product heat shock protein 90 alpha family class A member 1 (gene HSP90AA1). The record is from RefSeq and is a predicted model, not a curated record. The transcript has 11 exons. Gene Ontology annotation, biological process: protein folding; protein stabilization; cellular response to heat. NCBI's taxonomy places the organism in Eukaryota, Metazoa, Chordata, Mammalia, Artiodactyla, Hippopotamidae. Gene Ontology annotation, molecular function: ATP binding; ATP-dependent protein folding chaperone; disordered domain specific binding. The coding region runs from base 185 to 2386 and encodes 733 amino acids. Gene Ontology annotation, cellular component: nucleus; perinuclear region of cytoplasm; cytosol.